CAUCAAAUCUCGCGAGAUCUGGUUCAAUGCUGAGUUCGUCUCCCGGAAAAUACCGUGAGACAUAGCAGCAGAGGAAAACUCGGCUAAGCCCCCCUUUUUAAUCAAACCUUGCUGGACAAGUACACAUUUGUGAAAAAUCAUCUUUGAUCAAGGUUGUAGCCACACACUGAAGUUUCAGAACCUCAUCUGAAUCAUGGGGAACCUUUUUGGGAAUUUGCUGAAAAGCCUCAUAGGGAAGAAGGAGAUGAGGAUCUUGAUGGUGGGCCUCGAUGCUGCAGGAAAAACUACAAUCCUCUACAAACUCAAACUGGGGGAAAUAGUCACCACCAUCCCAACCAUCGGGUUUAACGUGGAGACAGUGGAGUACAAGAACAUCAGCUUCACUGUGUGGGAUGUGGGCGGGCAGGACAAGAUCCGCCCCCUGUGGAGACACUACUUUCAGAACACACAGGGUCUAAUCUUCGUGGUGGACAGUAACGACAGAGAGCGUGUGAAUGAAGCACGGGAGGAGCUGAUGAGGAUGUUAGCUGAGGACGAACUGAGGGAUGCAGUCCUCCUUGUGUUUGCCAACAAACAGGACUUACCGAACGCCAUGAAUUCCGCUGAGAUCACAGACAAGUUGGGCUUACACUCCCUGCGUCACCGUAACUGGUACAUCCAGGCCACCUGCGCCACCAGCGGAGACGGCCUCUACGAGGGUCUUGAUUGGCUGGCCAAUCAACUCAAGAACAAAAAAUAAACAGGAACAAGCAGCCGUCCAACUUUCUAUUUGUUCCUGGAAUGGGGGCUUCGGUUAGGUACGGGAGAUUUGAUCAAUAGGUGAAAAGCAAGAUUCAUGAUUUAAGGGAUAUUUUAGGCUUUCAUUUUCAGUCUGUUGAGCUCUAAGUAGUUAACCUGUUAAGCCCCAUAGCCCCUGCCCGAAACUGUGUUUUAGGGCUUUUUAACAUUUAACACCUAUUAAUGUGUCAUACCCACUUAACGGGAAGAAACUCAGCUAACUGGCGAUAUGAAUUUUUUUUACCAAAACAAAACACAACUCUAACACCGAGCGUCUGAAUUAGCACUAAGCGAAAGAGUGCUAACGCACUUAGCACAUAACUCACGGUAGAAAUAUGUUAUACUUCAUCGGAUCUGCACAAACAAGACAAAAAACUUGCGGCAGCGAAGGCAAAACCAGACAACACACAACUUAGCUUUACGUAGAAAAAACCGGCAAAUACAUCGUACCUUUGCUGUUUCUGAUCAAAAGUUGUGAUCAAUGGCAUUAAAACGCAUAAAAACGCUGCUGAAGGUUAAUCUAAUGUCUCUGUGUCACAUCAUAACAUUUCUGUCAAAAACUGAGUUUUCAUACAAAGUGUAUGAGAGCUGUAACCCAGCUUCCGGUUUUGGGCAUGCUGGCUGCACAUCAUUCCCUUCACCAAUGGUAAUGUUUAGAUGGAUUUUUAGGAACUUCCCUCUCGAUUCUAUUGGCUCUCACGGUUCAAAAGUGGUGUCAAUCACCAAAAUUCGACCAAUGGGUUCCAGAGAUAUCACAAAUCCACCCAAAUGACCCCAGAAGUUGGUUCUUUCUAAACCUAUCUAAAAAGGUCAAAUGUAACUUAUUUGGCAUCAAUCUUGAUACAGGGUACUUAUGUUUUAGUUUGGAUUCCUAAAGCUUUU
Molecule: messenger RNA, 1659 nt
Organism: Gymnodraco acuticeps
Lineage: Eukaryota; Metazoa; Chordata; Actinopteri; Perciformes; Bathydraconidae
Product: ADP-ribosylation factor 3-like
Exons: 5
Coding region: 194-739 (181 amino acids)
Biological process (GO): vesicle-mediated transport; intracellular protein transport
Cellular component (GO): plasma membrane; cytoplasm
Molecular function (GO): GTPase activity; GTP binding
Source: RefSeq, a predicted model, not a curated record